Molecule: messenger RNA, 1944 nt
Organism: Eimeria maxima
Lineage: Eukaryota; Apicomplexa; Conoidasida; Eucoccidiorida; Eimeriidae
Exons: 11
Coding region: 1-1944 (647 amino acids)
Biological process (GO): DNA integration; DNA recombination
Molecular function (GO): DNA binding
Source: RefSeq, a predicted model, not a curated record
AUGAAGUGCAGACAAGCGUUUCUGCUCUCCUCAAUUUUGCUCUUCCAGCCCCCGACUGCAAAUACCGUACGUUUAGCCAUUCAACUCAAAGAGGUCCUCUCACGUGGUUCGGCCCUGCAAAAUGGCGAUAUUUGUUGGUUCGCAGCAGGAGGCGACAAAAAGGGACGUCUCCGAUAUCCUCUUGGGUUCGCUAGUGCAGCUCAGGCCCAUGCUUUUGUUCCGUGUACUAUCAAAGAGGCCACCCCAGUUAAAGCGAGAGCGCAAACAGCAAGGGCAGAAGAUAAUGCGACAGCAGCAACAGUGGAGGCUCCGCAAGCAACAGCACGCGUGUUACCAAAAAGGAGGAGACGUGUAUCGAAACUUCCGGCCACAGAAAAAGGCGAAAAUACAUCAGUAAAAGGCGGAGAUGACACUCCUUUGGCUUCACCAGCAUAUGUCCAAAGUGCAACAUCACUUGUUGGUCCCCCAGAUGCUACUGCUGUAGAAGAUCCUACGGCGGCAACUGCUGCAGGUGCUGACGCUGUUGUCUCCCUUGCUGGAGCGGUUCCUGUAGCAGCAGAUUCUUCAGUUGCUUCGACAUCUCCUGAUGCUGCUCCUCGUGGAGCAGUUGCCGUGCCUUCUGCUGGAAGUCGUGACAGCUUUUCUAAUUUUCCAAUUACUAGUCUCCGCACCGCCUGUCGAAAGCUGCAGUUGUCUAGCAAGGGCAAACGAGGCGAGUUGGUGCAGCGACUGCAUGAAGCAGCAUCUGUAGACGAGAUUGUGUCUCUUAUACAGCCAUCGGAGCCCCCGAUGCAGCACCACCAAGUUAAAGAAGGGAUGGCAUCAAGACAGGAGCCAGAAAUGCCUGCAGGAAUUAACGCAAAGCCAGUUUCCCACCGCUGCCACAAAUGCAACCGACGAUUGUCCUCCACUAUCAACUAUAGCAGACUUUGGUGCUGCAGCAAGAGGUCUCUGUGGAUAAUUGUGGUGUUGCAUUCAGAGGCCCGUUUCUGCUCUGCGUGCGGCGCCACCAUCAGCACUGCGGGCCAAGAGACGCUGAGGGAGUUUGUUGAACGCGACUUUUGGCCAGUCAGAGAACAGGAAGUAGGAAGCAACACAAUGCGAGUUGAACGCGGAUUUUGGCAAUCUAUUUUACAGGUUAUUGGAGAUGUCCCUGUGGCAAAUCUGUCUUCUGCUAUAUGGGAAAAGUAUUUGGGGGUGCUUAAGCAACGCAACUGUUCCCCGCGGACUCAGGUGUUGCACCAGGUUGCGUAUUUGGCUGCCUUGAAGUAUGCAGUGCACACAAGGCGGCUUGACGGAAUUCACCCCUUCCGCAAGAUAAGAGGUUGUACGAAGCGUACACUCGUGUCGGUGCCGUUGACAGCUGAAGAAGUCUACUUGCUGCUGGCCGCUACUCCCAACACAAUGCACUGCGCUUUAUUUGCUGUUGGAAUCGGCGCUGGCCUCCGGCCUUCUGAGAUUUUGUCGAUGAGGUGGGAAGACAUAAACAUGGAAGAUAUGACGGCAACGAUUCGUGGCUCAAAGACAGCAGCAUCAGCGGCCGCCAUUCCUCUUACGAAUCUAGCAGGGAGAGAGCUUAUGCGCUGGUGGGAAGAGGAGGGUAAACCAACAAGCGGCCUGUGCUUCUACGCGGAGGGAAUACGCACACCCAGCAACAGGGCAAAACUGGAAAAGAAGACACCGAUCCGCUCAUUCAAAAAAGCUCUGCUUGCGGCUGCGCAGCGAGCAGGCAUUGAUGAACUGCGCUGUGGAGAGCGCCGCCGGAUUUUUCCCUACAUACUUCGGCACUCAUUCGCGACAAUUGCAGCCACUUCAAACCCCCCCGUGCCACUGCCCGUUGCACAGGCUGUAAUGCGACAUACAUCCUCAAAAAUGCUUCUGGAGACAUAUGCAAAGGCCGGCGCUUUGGUCAUCAAAGAAGGCCUCCGGAAUUUUAAGGUCUAA